AAGGCACGCUAUAAGAUGGCUGUAAGCCUUUCAUCUCAUUUAAUGGGUUUCAGUGACGAUACCGUUGCGUGUUCCGUUGCCCAAAUGGAUGAGAUUGAAGAUCUGAGUACGUGCUCAGUCUGUUUUUCAGAGUAUAAUAGUGAUAAGCGAAUCGCCAAGUUUCUCCCUUGUUUCCAUACAUUUUGCCUGGAGUGCCUUAGGUCACUGUCUUCAUCCACUGUUAUAAUAACAUGUCCUCUAUGUCGGAACACAUUUACAUGCAACAAUGGUGUGGAUAACCUUCCGUCCAACAUGUAUGCCCUUCAUAUUGCCAAAAUGUCCAACAAAGCUGAGAGAGCUAAACAGUUGCAAAGAUUGUUGGAAUGCUGGUGCCUGUCCUGCGAGUCAGUUGCCAAAUUGUCUUGCUAUUUCAGCAACCCAAAACAUUCUCUUGUAUCCAUAAGAGGUAGCACUAUGAAAGAAGAUGAAGAUCUUCAAAAACUGAUCAAAGACAUCCCUUUAAAAAAAUCAUUGGCUAUUAAAAAGCAUAAACAAGUGCAAGCCCAUCUGAACUCCUUAAUGGAAUUGUUGAAACAAGUUGAAGUUGGCCUUAAAGACCAGCUAAUGAAAAAUGAUCUUCAUCUAGCGGGAAUAAUGUCUUUGGAUGAAAAACUUGCUUUUGCUCAAGAGAAUAAAGAUAUGACUGUUGCAGCUGUUAGGGAAACUGUCAAUUUCCAGUGCGACGAAUCAUUGGCAGAAGUGGCAAAUAUCGCCGAAUAUUACGAAUUACAGAAAAGGAUUAGAAUCAUUUUGAAUCUUCGAAAUUCAGAAAAUCAAGUCAUCCCAACAUUUUCUUUAUUCGAAGAUGGUUUUUACAGCAACUGGUCAACAGCGGAAAACUUGUCUACCACAGAUCGAAAUCUUAUGCUUGUAUCGCAUCUGGUCUUCACAAUCUUGAAGCGAUGGAAGAUUGCUUUGAAAGUAAAAUUACCUCCGGGUUCAAUGUUUACAGCAGUCAGCUUAUCUUCUAUCGAAAAUCGACAUUCUCCACCACAGCUACCAACUGUCACCGCACCCUCUACGUCUUCCAGUGUGCCGUCAACUACGAUAUCACCUAGUGUUGUCGAACAAUCACUCAAUAAACCUUCAAAUUCAAAUUUAGCAUGGGGUCCAGCUCCCACGAUCAGACAGCGUCCGUUUGUUCCAUCGUUAUUGUCGUUUGGAAUUCGUGCUGCAUCACGCCGAGAAAAUGAAGAUUCAUGUUCAGAUCUUCUGUGCCUUGUUUUCGCUUGCCAUCGCCACCAAAGUCGACUACUCGGGGCAUAUGGUAAUUCGAGUAGUCCCGCAGACAGAGGAGCAGGUGAAAUUUUUAAGCGCUUUGGAAUCAAGCAGCUCUAUCGAUUUCUGGACACGCUCAGUCGCCGCUAAUCGAUUCACCGACAUUCACGUCAGUCCCGAAUCAUACAAUCGUGUUGCACGAGCUUUGCUUGAACAUGGCAUGAACCACAAAAUUCAUAUUGCUAACCUGGGCGUAUUGGGAAAA
This is a messenger RNA of Daphnia magna, 1522 nucleotides long. RefSeq names its product carboxypeptidase A1-like. The transcript has 5 exons. The record is from RefSeq and is a predicted model, not a curated record. Lineage: Eukaryota; Metazoa; Arthropoda; Branchiopoda; Diplostraca; Daphniidae. Gene Ontology annotation, molecular function: metallocarboxypeptidase activity; zinc ion binding. Gene Ontology annotation, biological process: proteolysis. The coding region runs from base 16 to 1407 and encodes 463 amino acids.